Messenger RNA from Eupeodes corollae, 3021 nucleotides. RefSeq names its product GTP-binding protein 2. The transcript is spliced from 3 exons. Gene Ontology annotation, biological process: translational elongation. The record is from RefSeq and is a predicted model, not a curated record. Bases 414 to 2180 code for a protein of 588 amino acids. NCBI's taxonomy places the organism in Eukaryota, Metazoa, Arthropoda, Insecta, Diptera, Syrphidae. Gene Ontology annotation, molecular function: GTP binding; translation elongation factor activity; GTPase activity.
AAGAGGACGUGUGUGUUUUUGUUUUUAUUUACAAACAAAUUUCAAGCUGUGGCUUCGUCUAUGGCUGCUAUGGCGAAACACCAAAAGCAAUCACAUCACAAUAUGUCACCUUCUCUUUGCAAUUGCAAACAAGAAUUGCACAAUCUUUGCCUCUGUCUCUGCCUCUCUAAAAAGAAAAACGUACAUAAAUGACCAUCGACCAUUUCGCGGAGUGUGUCAUCACAUCAUCAAAUAAAUAGUUUAACGUAUAAACAAAUGAAAUAACAUAAAUAAUUGAAUUAAAUUCGUUUUUCUUGUUUGUUCUUUGUUUCGUAAAAAUUUCGGAUUCUUAAAAUAGAAAGAAACCACAGUUGUUUCUGUUUGUUUCGUCGGUGUCCCUGUCCACACGUACGACAUUUGUUCAUAAAUAGACAAUGGAAUCAUUUCUAAGCCUAUUCGAUCCCAACUCGCCCGAUGAUGGCUUCGACGAAGAGGACAUACGAAACGGCAACGGUCUCAAUCAAACAAAUUCCAGCAGCAGUGAGAGUGACACCGACAAUCACAAUGGCAAAAUCAUAAUCGAUUUUGAUCAGGGAAUUCUCCCGCCUGAACCUCAAUUGGGAAAUAUCGAAUACAAAUUAAAGCUGAUAAGUCCAUCAAAACAGCGUUUUGAGCAUUUGGUAACACAAAUGAAAUGGCGCCUACGGGAGGGCCACGGAGAAGCUAUCUACGAAAUUGGAGUUUCUGACUCGGGUCAUCUGCAUGGUCUGAAUGAAAAAGACAUGAAUGCAUCAUUGGCGACUCUCAAGCAAAUGGCCCAUAAACUUGGUGCAAGCACAACUGUUCUUAGGCGGAAAUUUGUCGCAGGCCGGCGAUCUGUUGCCGAAGUUCUAGUUCGGAAAAUCCCCGAUGACCAACAUAACAUUGAAGUUCGAGUAGCCGUCCUGGGAGAUGCCGAUGCUGGCAAAUCGACACUCUUGGGUGUUCUGACACAGGGGGAAUUCGAUAAUGGCCGAGGAAGAGCACGUCUAAAUAUGUUCCGACACAUGCAUGAAAUUCAGUCAGGUCGAACAUCCUGCAUAUCCCAUGAAACACUAGGUUUCGAUUCGCAAGGCAAUGUCAUCAACUACAAAUACAACGAGAUGAUGACGGCAGAGGAAAUCAGUGACCGAUCAACCAAGCUGGUGACUUUCAUGGAUUUGGCCGGCCAUCGACGGUACAUGAAGACAACUGUGCAAGCACUGUCGGGAUACUCGCCGCAUCACGCAAUGUUGGUCGUUUCGGCUGGAGGAGGAUUUAAUGGAACCAGCAAAGAGCAUCUAUCGAUUGUACGAGCUCUGGAUAUGCCUUUCUUCAUUGUUGUCACCAAAACCGACAUAACAUCGCCCGACGAGACUGUCCACGAAUUAAAGAACAUCCUAACGUCGAUUGGGUGUCGAAAAGUCCCUUUUUUGGUCACCAGCAGUGAUGAUGUCUUAACGGCGGGUUCAAAUCAAGAAUCAGAAAAUAUAGUGCCGAUAUUUUGUGUGUCCAAUGUUACAGGAGCUGGUCUCAAUUUGGUAACAAAGUUUUUAUAUGUACUCUCGCCGGGAAUUAGCAAUUCGGAAAAGGAGCGAUUAGAGCAGGACCCUUGUGAGUUUCAUAUUGAUGAAAUUUUCCGGGUAUCUGAGGUUGGACCGGUGGUGGGAGGACUACUGGUAAAGGGUGUGCUGACAGAGAAUAUGCAAAUGAAAAUAGGACCACUACCAGAUGGAAAAUUCCAUUCAGUGACGGUACAAACAAUACAUCGGAACAAGGCGCCCUGCAGAGUUGUACGAGCAGGACAAAGUGCUUCGCUUUCGUUCACACCCAACCAAAACUUGCCAGCCUUGAGGAGUGGAAUGGUACUGUUGGUCGAUAAUAAUCUCGGCGAUGAACCAUGCGGAACGUUCUUCUUUCAGGCUAAAGUAUCCGUACUUUUCCACGCAACUGCAAUUUAUGUGGGAUUCCAGACAACAGUGCACAUUGGCAGUAUCAGACAAACUGCCAUUAUCCGUGGCAUAAUGGGAGGCGAGAAAAUCGGGACAAACGACAACGCCUCGGUAAUGUUCCAAUUCGUUGGACAUCCCGAAUACGUUCGACCCGGAAUGAGAAUACUCUUUCGCGAAGGCACCAGCAAAGGCAUUGGAUUGGUGACACAAGUGUUUCCACUGAACAAAUAAAAAUGCUGCCAUUGAAUUAAAAAAAAAAAAAAACAUUUAACAGACAACAACAACAACAAAAUAUAAACUCCGAAUUAAUUAGUAUUUUUUUAAAUAAUUAUUAUUCUUAUAAAGAUAACGAUUCAUCAUUGAUUACUUAAAACUUAGUACUCGUAGCUAUGACUUGGAGAUUGUGGAAAAUAAUUCUUCUGUGAUUUAAAAAAAAGAUAUCAUUUUUUAUUUUUCAAUUGAAAUUUAAAAAAAAACAAAAACAAAUCUUUAAAUAAAAUUUUUGACUAAAACUUGUAAAGGCUAAACAGAAAUAGAAAUACAGAAAUUUUGACUUGUAUAGCUUUAAUUUAAGUUUACUUAAAAUGCUUGUUAAUAUAUUUUUUUUUGUUUUUUGCGUAGACGAAUAAUAAAAUUAUAAUCUAUCUAUAUUUAUGUAUAUUUACAACAAAAUGAAGAUAUUUAUUAUUACAAAGGAAAUAAAAUAAAGUUUAAGGUUUAUAAUUUUCAUUUUUUGGUAGGAAAAUAAUUAACGUCCAGUUUUACUAGAAUUGUUUUUUCCUUUUUCUUAAAUUUAAUAAACUUACACUUAGAAUUAAAAUUUAAAAAAACAAACUCGAAAUGAAAUUUAAUUAUAAAAAUUAAUUAAAAAACAUAAAAUAGUGUGUAAUAAAAGAAUUUAUAUACCUACUUUGAAUAGUAGAAAGAAACGCUAAUAGCAAAUGAAAAAUAUUGCCGUUGUUUCUCAAACAAAAGCCAUGUUUGAUAUUUUUUAGUUUGUGUUCAUUUGGAAUUAAGGGUCAAGCCCUGCCACAUUAUUACAAAAUAAAUUUAUCUAAAGACAGCAAUAAAA